AUGUUGGCGCGUUUUCUUAUACUCGGCUGCCUAUUGGCCACAAUUUCUGCUACUGUAAAACUGCGUGAACUGUACUCCUGGAAUGUUUUGGACUGGAAUUACCCUGAUCCGUACUCGAAGCAGAGGGACCUUGAAAGUGGGGCCCUGAAUCCUAAAAAUGCCCUUCCAGUUGGUAUCGAGAGAUGGAGGAACAAGCUUUUCGUCAGUGUACCUAGAUGGUUUCCAGGAAUACCAGCCACGUUGAAUUACAUAUCUCUGGACGCACCAUACGAACCGUCACCAAAGUUGACACCAUACCCAAGUUUUAAGGAAAAUGAGCUUGGAAACUGUGAAACUGGUCUGACCACUGUGUACAGAAUCAAGGCGGAUAAAUGCGAUCGUUUAUGGGUUUUAGAUGUCGGCACCUACGGCUAUGAUCCGAAUGUUACCAAUGUCUGCCCGUAUGCGCUUAGCGUUUACGACUUACACACAAACCAAAGACUAAGAAGAUACGUCUUCCGGCCUGAAGAUAUCGUACCAACGACCUUCAUCGCCAACAUAGCAUUAGACGAAGGUGACACCUGUGACGACUACUUCGCCUACUUUUCAGACGAACUGGGCUACGGUCUGAUCACUUACUCUUGGGAACAAAACAAGUCGUGGCGAUUCAGUCACGGAUUUUUCCUGCCCGACCCCUUGGUUGGUGACUUCAAUAUCGCCGGCAUGAACUUCCAAUGGAUCUCCGAAGGCAUUUUCGGAAUUUCCGCCUCACCAAAAGGACCCGAUGGAUUCAGAACUCUCUACUUCAGCCCAAUAACGAGCAACACAGAAUUUGCUGUAUCAACGCGUAUUCUUAGGGAUGAAACAAAAGUGAAAGGCUCUUACAAAGAUUUCAAAGUUAUUGGAUCAAGAGGUCCCGAUACUCAUACAACCGCUAAAGUAGUGGAUGAUACAGGUGUUCAGCUAUACAAUUUAAUUGAUCAAAAUGCCAUUGGGUGCUGGAACACGCAACUGCCAAUGAAACCACAAAACACAGCUGUAGUUGAUAGAGAUGAUGUUUCGAUGAUCUUCCCGUGUGAUGUUAAAGUCGACGAAGGAAGAAACGUUUGGGUAAUAUCAGACCGAAUGUCCAUAUUCUUAGAAUCUGAAUUGGACUACAGCGAUAUAAACUUCAGAAUUUUCACAGCCAACUUCGAUGAUCUGGUUCGUGGAACUGUCUGUGACCCAAGUAUUACAACCUAUCAACAACCAAACUAUCUCAACACUAUUCCUCUCUAUAAAAACUUCCCUUCAAGUACACCACGAGUUAGAACAGGUUUUACAUCUUCGCUAGGCUCAGUAGGUCCACAGAAGUUUAUAAAUGAUGCCAAUCCAACUUUUAAUAACUAUAAUCCCCAACAAAACCAGCCCUAUUUAUUCCCUACUGCAAAAUCCCUGUCAACAACAAGAAACCCCUGGUGGAUCACAAAUAAUUAUUCAUAUUGA
This is a messenger RNA of Pieris macdunnoughi, 1464 nucleotides long. NCBI's taxonomy places the organism in Eukaryota, Metazoa, Arthropoda, Insecta, Lepidoptera, Pieridae. The record is from the annotation of a GenBank genome assembly.